CGGCCUUUCAUCAGGUGGCGAGGGGCUCGUGAGUCGGAGGCUGAGCGUUGCCGCGGCUGCUGCUCCCUGCGCCAAGAUCCAAAGAACCAUGGCGGUACAAUACUUCGUCGCGGCCGACUACUGCGUCCUCGUGGUCGUGCUCGGGAUUUCGUCGGCCAUAGGGGUCUUCUUCGCCUGGAAGGAUCGCCGGAGCACCAACAACAAGGAGUUUCUCAUCGGGAAUCGGAAGCUACAGCUGUUUCCGGUGACCAUGUCCAUGAUAGCGAGCUUCCUGUCGGCCAUCGCCAUGCUGGGAGUUCCAGCGGAGAACUUCGUGCACGGAUCUCAGUACUUAAUGAACACCGUCGGCGUCGUCGUCGGCAUUGUGCUGUCGGCCGAAGUGUUCAUGCCCGUCUUCUACGACAUGGAGAUGAUCAGUGUCAAUCAGUACUUGGAGAAACGGUUCAAUUCCGUGGUGCUGCGGAAGUUUGCGUCGGCUCUCUCGAUCAUUCAAACGUGCUUUUACCUGGGUGUGGUUUUGUACGGCCCAUCUCUUGCCUUAGGAUCGGUGACUGGACUGCCCGUUUGGCUCUCGAUUAUCGUCAACGGAUCCGUGUGCGCUUUCUAUACGACCAUCGGUGGCAUCAAAGCCGUUGUUUGGACGGACGUAAUGCAAUUGCUGCUCAUGGUGACGGGCUUUCUAGUUGUGACAAUUCAGGCGUGUAUGAUGCUUGGUGGAGUCAGCCCAGUCUUCACCAUAGCCGAUCAGCAAGGCAUCCUGGAGUUCUUCGAUUUCAGCUUCGAUCUUCAAAAGACCUUCACUUUUUGGAGCGUUGUAAUUGGUUCAUCCGUCAUCUGGACGAUGACCUUCUGCACCAAUCAGACAAUGGUCCAGCGGUACUGCGGUUUGUCCUCUGCAUCGAAAGCAAGGAAGGCUCUUUACACGAACAUGGCUGGCGUGAGUGCUCUCCUAACCCUCGCAUCGUUCUGCGGCCUCGCACUAUUUGCACUUUAUCACAAAUGUGAUCCUGUCAAGGCGCGGAUCAUCACCAAGUACGACCAGUUGAUGCCGCAUUUUGUCAUGGACACGUUGAACCACCUUCCCGGGUUGUCGGGGCUCUUCGUCACUGCCGUUUACAGCGGGUCUUUAAGCACCAUGUCGUCUGGGUACAACGCACUGGCCGCUAUAACCUGGGAAGACUUUCUCAAGCCCAUAUUGCAUUUGUCUCCUUCCGGAGUGAUGCGUGCAACCAAGAUUAUUGCUGCGUCUUAUGGUGUUCUUGCAAUUCUGGUCGCCUUCCUCUCGGGAACCAUACCGUCAAUCUUGCAGGCCACUUUCAUCACAUCGGGUGCUGUCGGGGGAGCUUCGGGAGCUGUUUUCUUCAUCGGCCUGCUUCUGCCCUGGUGCGGAAGUAAGACUGCCCUGGCAUCUAUGAUCACGGGCAUGUGCACGGCGUCCUGGGUGGCCAUCGGGUCGCUGAUCUACCCCAAGAGGCCGGUGGCUGCGCACACCAGCUUGGAGGGGUGCGCGUUCAACUACACGCUCCAAGCUACAGACCCCGUCGAGUACCGAUCAGGGGGAAUCUUCGAGCUCUACCACAUUUCCUACUUCUGGGUCCCCGUCAUCAGCUUCUUCGUGACAAUGAUCCUCGCGGUUGCAAUCACUGCGGCCUUAGGGUUUAAAAACUCGGCCGACGUUGAUCCGAGCCUCAUAGCUCCUGGGCUUCGCAACUUUUACCUGCGGACGCGGCCGAGCACAACGCUUAGCGACAGCAAGUCUACGGUGAAGCUUACGGAGAAAGAAGAAUGGGCGGUGGAGAAACAGCCUGAAAGCAUCAAAAACGGUCACAUCAACUACGGCAUGACAAACGACAGUGAAGCGCAGUCGACGCCCAUGUAAAGCGGCCUAUGGCGAUCUUUUCAACGCGGAGGACUUUGAGCCGCUGUAUAUGCCUGCUCCACUCCAAGUCCGACAUGCAGUGCACGCUCCGUCGAAGCAAAUCAAGCCACCUCAAAAGUACAUCAUCACAGCGCUCUUCGCCCUUGGGCGCUUCGUAUCAGCCACGCGAUUAAACCAAUCGUGCGCACUCGUGAUUGUCUUAGCCAGCGAUAUAUUAUACCGACAAGGACAAGGAGCGCCGUGACGAAGCACUUUUGAUGUUGCUUGGGUGGUUCCAUCGAAUGUGAGGCCGCUGUUGGACUUGAAGUGAAACGGAGUGUUUAUAUUGUGAUGAGCAGAGCUCGCCGCUUGCCGGCGAAGAGGGGCCGGCUCGGCUGUGAUAAACCAAAAAGAACUGAAACCCGCCAGUCGCACGGAGUUUACGAGGACGCAACGCCAUGGGACGCUUGGCUGCCGAUUCGACGCCCAAUUCCGUGACGUGUUUGCUGCCAGUGACGGUGCUCGUUUUAUAGGUUCGUACAGCGAGGUUCGACUCGCGACGAAGAGGACGGCGACCACCUGACGAAGAAGCGAGGCACCUGCGUGUGUUGUACCAUAAAAAUAAAUUAUCAUCGUGUUUUGUUUUAA
Messenger RNA from Ixodes scapularis (black-legged tick), 2506 nucleotides. RefSeq names its product sodium-coupled monocarboxylate transporter 1. Gene Ontology annotation, molecular function: symporter activity. The coding region runs from base 89 to 1879 and encodes 596 amino acids. The record is from RefSeq and is a predicted model, not a curated record. Gene Ontology annotation, cellular component: membrane. Gene Ontology annotation, biological process: sodium ion transport; transmembrane transport. The transcript has 18 exons. Lineage: Eukaryota; Metazoa; Arthropoda; Arachnida; Ixodida; Ixodidae.